This is a messenger RNA of Strongylocentrotus purpuratus (purple sea urchin), 6713 nucleotides long. RefSeq lists its product as uncharacterized. Gene Ontology annotation, biological process: signal transduction. The coding region runs from base 99 to 2495 and encodes 798 amino acids. The transcript has 8 exons. The record is from RefSeq and is a predicted model, not a curated record. Gene Ontology annotation, molecular function: protein binding. Lineage: Eukaryota; Metazoa; Echinodermata; Echinoidea; Camarodonta; Strongylocentrotidae.
UUUAUAUAGAGAUGAGCACAUUGCACCGGGAAGCUGAAGUCAAAGGAAUGGUGGAAUUCUGAAGUCGACAUUAUUAGAGUCUAAAUCAUUAUGAAACGAUGGGGCAGUAUAGAGUGCGGCCCAUUUUCGUCAUCUUUUUGCUGACAUCUUUGGCUAAAUGUUCUCUAUCCCUGCCCAUAAAUGACCAAGUACCGGAGGAGACUAGUCAUAACUUGACUGAAUAUGAUACUGCGAGACAUGUAGGAAGAACGCUCAAGGCGAGUGUUUGGGAUUCGUGUGAGUUUGGUGAUACCCUAGCGCCCUAUGAUGAGAGCUGUCCCAAUGGAGCCGAGGACAUCCUACCAUGUAACCCAGGACAGCUUAAGGUUCAGGAAUGCAUUGGACAAGAUCGUGACACAUCAAGAAUGUGUGACCCGUGUCCCCAAAAGUUCUACCAGAAGUAUUAUAACAGGUGCACCCAAUGUCACCCGUGCUCCGAGUGUGGUCCCAACGAACAGAUCAAGCAGCCAUGCACCGAUGAAACGGACACAGACUGUGAGAGCAUUAUACCACCGGACCCUGUCCCUACUACCACCCCGACACCGACCACUGAUGCCCCAGUGCCAAGUCUUACAACUCAGAUUAUAGAUGAAAGUACCCCUAGGGUACCAGAUGCUACUACUACUGCGUCCACUCCGCAAACUACCAGGAAGGGACCAUUUUAUACUCAAUUUCCAACGAUCUCAACAACUCAAAACAUCUCUGCCCUGGAACCAGGCACAAGUUUAAACAGAGGGACAUCACAAACUUCUAUAGGGAUUUUGGUAUUUGCUUUCAUUGCAUGUAUUGUCGCCAGCAUUCUAUUUAUUCUGCUCUGGAAAACCUGUAAUAAAUUAGAAAAUGAACAGAGGAGAAAUAGCGAUUUGGCUCAGAGACUGGCAUCGCAGAGUAACUCUAGCCCUGUUCCAAACGUGAGGGGGUCAAAUAGUGGUCUAGAGUUUGACGGAUCAUUGGGUGAUGAUGCAGGGUCUCCAGCAGCAGAGGGGAAUAGUGGUCUUGAGCCAGAAAGAUUGUUGGGUGAUGAUGAAGGGCCACCAGCAGCAGAGGGGAGUAAACAAAAUGUAGUUGUGGAUUGCCCAGAAGAUGAAAGAGAUCUGUGGAGUAGAGGAUUGGAUAGUUUAAGAUCCCUUCUUCCCCGAAAUGUUGUUAAGGACUCAAGGACUCACACAAAAAAAGAUGCGAAAAGAAAGCAACGGGUGUCUUUCCAUAAAAUUAUAUCAGAUCGCUCUGGCAAAAAACCAUCGAUUGACAUUGAGAGCUUACAGCCGGGAGAUAGGACUAAAUUUCAGAAGCAUGAAGGCACUGAAGAGGGGAGACAUUUAAGAGAUGAAGACGUUCUUCAUGGUUCUGGAAUUCCUCCGCCAGGCAAUAGGAGAGCCAGUGAUGAUCUUCAUCUGGAAAAUGAAAAUAUUCAGCCAUCCACUAUCACCACUGCAGAUGUGCAUAACUUGAAAGACCCACAGAGGGCAAGAGAAAGUGGAGACGGUGAGAGCUUGCAGAUGGGCGACGUUGUUCGUGAUGGUCAUGUCUCCCGCGAUCCCAAUCCAGGGGAUCAAGAUGACCCCAGAAAUCACCACGGUCAAGAUAAUGAUCCUUCCCACCAAUCUCCAACUGAUGAUUUACAUUGGCCAGCAGAAAAGGUCCCAGGAUCAUCUGCUUUGCCACCAAGUAGAACAGAUGGGAAUGUAUCUUCUACCAACAUGACACCGUUAGACAAUGACGUGCAUGGUGAUGCAGAAAAGGUCCCAGAAACAUUGCAAGAAACAGAUGCAAUAGGCCCCAACGUAGUGACUGAUGCACCGUUAGAUAAUACUGCACGUAGGGAUCAUGAGGACAAUCCUCGAACCUUGCGCUCGUCGGCCCCUAUGGCUGAUCAAGAAGAAUGGCUAGAAGAACAAGAAGCAACAGAAGCCAACAAUGAGUUAGACAAAAAUACACCAAUUGCAGAAACUGAUGAAGAUGUCCUGCAGAGGUUGACCGAGCCAGGGGCAACUGUUGACGAUAAAAAUGACGGAAACGCUACCCCUGCAGCUGAAGACACGCCAGUCAGUGAUAAUAGGGUAUUGAGAUUUCUGAAGUUGAGGCCCUCUCAAUUCUUCAAGAAGCAGAGGAGGAAAAGUCAUGAUGACCAACCUGUUCAACAGACACAGCCGUUAUUACGAAACAAGGAUCAAAUGGUGAAUGAGAAGUGUGUAGAAUAUGUGGCAGAUAAAUUGAAGCUGACUAAAUUGGACAAGUUAUGCAGGGAACUUGGACUCAAGGAGACAGAGGUAGAAAACUACAAGUAUGAGCUGAAGGGUCAACAUUACAAUGGCUCGGAACUUGUUUUCAAAAUGCUUGUGAAAAUAAGAGAAAUACAAGGAAAAGAAUUUACAUAUGACAGGUUAGACACAGCCCUUCGUAAGAGUCACAACGCUGAUGUCGCUCAUGAAAUGGUUCGCAAGUUCCUCCGGUAAUCGCUCGAGCAAACUUGGACUGUCAUAUGCUCCAAGAGCAAAGUGCUGCAAUCCCUCACCUACUGAGCUGCUAAUGUGUGUACUCAUUUCGUUCAUGAGGUGUGGCGAUAGAAUGGUUUGAUCCCGUGGCAGUGGUUGUGUAGGUCAUCAUGGGUUUAAGCCUCAUCACGUCACUGAUUUCUUUUGUAAUGGAGGAGAAAAUGGAGACCAGGGGAGUGUUUCACAAAGACAGAUCCACUUUAAGUUGGACUGCAAUAUGGCAGGCCAUUCAUGCCACUGUUUGCUCCCACCAUUUACUGGCAUUUGUCUCUCGAGGGAUAUACAAAUCAUUUAUAUAUUUUUUUUUUAAUGCUGCCAAUAUUUUUUUUUUUGUAAUCGUUCAACUCUACUACAGGGUGCACCAAAAACAUGUAGCUGGUGUUCAGAAGUGGAAAAAGAAUGCUAGCAAAUGUAAAUUUUGCUCAAAAAUAAAAUUCAUUAAAAAAUGGAAUUGUAGAUGUACAUUUACAUGACAUUUGAAAAAAAAUAUAUAUAUAUAUCAACAGCUCCAUUUGUGUGAACCUUCACUUGCCUGAUAAAACAGCACUGCAAGUGUUUUUAGUUUUUUAUUUUGGUAACACACUGUAUUGUAAUAACUAUCAGUCUAAAUUCACCUUGCUUUUUUUAGAAAAGACAUAAAGAAUUCUAGAUGAUACUUAAGUCAGCAUUUUUGUUCAAAAUCAUUCACAAUUUCGCCAUGUAUAGUCUGGUUAUCUAACUGCCGAUACGUUUGUUUCAUACUAUAGUACUGGUGACAUUCCAAGAUUGAAAUCAUGCAAAAAAUAUACUGAAAUAUAUCAACAGCUCCAUUUUUGUAAACCUUCACUAGCCUAAUAAUUAUAAUAGCAGUGCAAGGUUUUUUGUAACACACUGUAUUGUAAUAUAUACCGGUAUAUAUUUUGAAUUACUUGUAAGAAAUUUAUUUUUCAUACCUUUGCAAUUUCAGUCUUUCUUUCAAACAAAUUUAACUUAACCUUCACACUGCUAGAUACGGUUAAAGAUUCAUGUUCUAUUUGAUACACUAGUUGAAAAUUCAUUUGCACUGUUUACCUCUCUGAUGUAUACAGUGUAGUACUAUUUGUAUGUGUACUGUACUAAUUUUCUACUGAUUUUUUGUUAUACAUUUUCUAAAUCCUUCUGUUAUAUGAUAAAUUAUACGAUUAUACAUGUACAGUAUAUGUUGAUAAUUCAGCAUGAAUUUGGCUAUUUUAAAAAGCUUCAGUUAGACACAAUCUCAAGCUUUUUAUUUAAAAACUAGAAGAAAAUGAUUGAAUAUGUUUUUCAUGUGAUUGCAAAGCAAGAAAAUGAUAUCAUUGCCUUUAUUUUGCCAAGGAAGAAAUUAUGCUUGCCUGCCAUCGAUACAUAUAUCUUCAACUGACAAAUAUCUUUGAAGUUAGUAGUUACUAUUGUUAUGCACAGUGUAUGUUGUCAUAAAUUUAGAAUCUGACAUUUUGCAUACAGUUAUUUCUUUACAGCUUACAGCAAGUUAAUUCAUUGUCUUGUAUGUACUUAUUCUAAAUAAUUGUAUGCUACUGGCUUUGUUUGCAUUGUAAUGAAAAAAUGAAAGCAUACAUUUCUAUGCAUUAUUCUAGGUAUUCAUGUUGGAACUUGUAUUGACCUAUUAUUAAAUGUAGUUAGAUAAUAUUUAGAUUAUUUACUUACUGGUAUUCUUUUAUAAACUCAUACUGUGCAUUUUCUCACUUCCGACUAAAACCAUUUACAUUAUAUACACAUACUUCUACGCUGGCUUGAAGAUGGUCCGUCCCGUACAGAAGCAGGUUUUUUUUAUACAGGUCUAUGGUACAAAAUAUAGUGAAAACAUUUUUAUAUUUUAGGGUGAAUAGGUGUUUUUGGUAACAGUUAUAUGAUUAUGUAGUUGUUUCUUUUGUAGAGGAGAGAGAAACAAGUACAGGUAAUAUAAAAGUGUGUAUGUAUAUCUAUUAUAGUUUACAUGUAGUUGCACUAUUUAUAUUGAGAAAAAAAGUUAUCUUUUAAAUGCCAAAUCGGCAAGUAUUUUCAAAGAAUUUUUUAAUGAAAUUCAACAUUUUCUUUCUUUAAACAAAACACCUUAUAUCAUAAUUGUUUUUAAAAAAUACCGUAGAUAAUAUUUUCUGUGAUAGCUGUAUUCAAGCAUAUGCUGUCUUUCAUUUUCUGAGUGAGCUGCCAAAAGGAUUACCCAACUAAGUACCAAGAACCAUGUGCCCUGUUAGUAAUAGUAUUCACAUUAUAGCUAUAUGUAGAGAAUAUAUUGCUCAAUAUUCUAGUUAUGAAGGGCAUAUACCGGUUUUUGUAUUCAGAAUUUUUGAAUAAAAUUCAACAUUUUCUUAAUCAAAACACUUUAUAACAGUUUUUGUUUAAAACCGGUAGAUAAAAUUUUCUGUGAAAGCUGUAUUCAGUAUUUUUGUAUUCUAACAGAAACUGUCUUUCAUCUUUUGAUAAAACCAUGUGCCUCUGUAAGUAAUGGUACGGUACCAGGUAUUCACUUUAUAGAAAAUACACCUCUCGAUAUUCUUGUUUUGCCAAUAUUUACUUAUAAUCGUUUUUAUACAUUGUAUUAUGUUUUUACCUGAAAGGUCUGAUUCAAGCGCAUUCGAAAUGCAAAUACAUAGAAAUUAUAUCAUAGAGUAUGAAGUUAUUAUGACUACUUCAAUGUGUUAUUAUGACUACUUAAAUGUGUGUAUGUGGAGAAAUGUUUGAAAUUGGCAUUUUCUAAGAUGAAAGUCCAGUGCAUGUACAUGUAUAUCAGUAUCUUAUAUUUACAUGUAAUUGUAUGCAGUAUAUUUCAACCUGGCAGCUAAUUUAUUAUGUUUGAUACAUUUUCUUAUUGUAUAAUUAUGUUGGUGUAUACUUAUCAGUAGCUUCAAAAGCAAUUAGAUAUAAAGGUAGCCUAGCAAAAAGUGGCAUAUAAAGAUGCCAGAAAUCGAAAGUCAAACUUAGUGCAGUUUAUUCUAAAAUCAUCUCACAUCCUAUCAGUUAUGACAAGAUUCUCUUACACAUAUGUACGAAUAUUACUUGCUAAUUGUUUUUCUGUUGAUUUGAAUGUGAAAAACCUGUUUGUAUUUUCAGUUUUAAAUAAAGAUGCUGCAAAUUAUUAUUCUAACAUGCCAUGUAUAUAAUUUGGAAGUAAUUGUUAUACUGAAUAAGUUGAUGUGUAUCCGUCACCAUUCCACUAAUUUAUUAAGGCCAUGCACCCCCUCCCCCUUCUCUCCAUUCCAUCAUUUUAGUUAUUACCGUAAUGCCUCUCCUUUACUCUUGUUCUUUCCCUCUCAGUGUUCUUGCCCUCCUACUCUCUUCUUGUUCCCUCUUCCCCUCGUUCAUUCCUUCUCUAUCUCCCUCUCCUCUCUUUCUCUCAUCUGGUCUAUUCCCCUCUUCUCCUCUCAUACCCCCUUCCUCAUCCGAACACUCUCCUCCCACCCACCUGCUCCUCACCUCACCUCAAUCUUUCUAUUUUCCCUCUUGCUCCCAUCACUUUUCUCUCACCCUCGUAUAAGCUCCUUGCUCUCUCUCUCCCUCUCUAUCUUACACACACACAGGCACUCAAUCACUAACACUCUCUCCCUAUCCCUCCCUCUCCUCCCCUCUCUCUAUCUCUCUCUCUCUCUCUCUCUCUCUCUCUCUCUCUCUCUUUCAUUCUCAAAUCAUCAGCAUAAAAAAGGGAUAAAACAAAAGCCAUGUAGAAAAUUAUGUCUUUUUUAAAAUUAUCCUUGCUCUUUACUUUUCAAUAUUUUGAACAUUUUCUUGCAUUGGAAUAUGAAUUUAUGAGGAGUUGAACGACAUCUUGAAUCACUCUAGCAUCACUAAAUAUUUAUAGCGUAUUAGAAAAUACAUCAUCAUGAAGGCAGUUCUGGCUUUUUUUUUAAUCACCACAUCUGUAGUUGGGGAGUAUUGUAUACCUUUAGGUACAAUCUUCAAUUAUCAUGGCAGUUCUUUAUAUUAAACGAUCUGAUUAUACGUUGUAAAAUGUCAAUAUUGACUUUAUAUGUACUUAAUUUUUGUACUUAGUUAUUUAAAUAUACGAUAUUCACAUUGAAACUGAAAUCAAUAAUUUAAGUAUGGUAAUUAAGAUAUAUUUCAUGUUGUGUUCACUUUUCUAUUUGACAAAGUUUUUGUUGUUAUCGAAUUUAUGUUUUAACACUAUUGGAUGCAACAAUGAUUAAAUAAAUAUUAAAAAUGCAUGUA